Molecule: messenger RNA, 3661 nt
Organism: Monomorium pharaonis (pharaoh ant)
Lineage: Eukaryota; Metazoa; Arthropoda; Insecta; Hymenoptera; Formicidae
Exons: 12
Coding region: 1871-3610 (579 amino acids)
Molecular function (GO): protein binding
Source: RefSeq, a predicted model, not a curated record
AUUAGAUAUAUUACUUUCUUUUGCAGUGUAUAUAUGGUUUUACUUCCGUAUUGAUUGAUUUUAAAACAGCUAUAAAAAAAAUCAAUAUAUAUACCCGUUUGGCGUCAAUAUUAACUACAAACCGAAUAAUAGAUUGACUUUCUACACCUGACUCAUUAAUAUUAUGUAUCUUGUACCUUUUUUAUUUCUGUUCUCUGUUUAUAUCUUUUUAAUGUUUUUUUCUUCUUUUACUCUCUGCUCCUUCCAUUUCUUUCUUUCUUUUUUUGGCUCAUAAACAUCCCAUAAAAAAAUACCAAACACCCUGUAUAUGUUAUAAUCAACCAAUGAAUAGAAUCUAAUUCCCGCAAUAAUGUGUAUUGGGCAGAGGAAAAUCCUCACGUCGUUCGCCAAAAGGCGCGUUUCGGUAGACUAAGUUAGUAGGGUAAGAUGGCCAUAGUUUAUUUAAAUGCAAAAAACAUACUUUUAUUUUUAUUAUUUUUUAAUUGCGUUCGGUAUAUUACUUCACUGAAGCUUUAAGUAUGUAAAACUAUCGACAUUAAAGAGAAAAUACUUAAUAAAAAUUUUUUAUUAUCAAAAUAUUGAAACAUAAACAUUGGCCAUCUUUCACAACUUUUAUGGAAGAGAUGGCCAUAGUAUUAUAAAAUAAUUGGCUAUACAAUUUUUAUGUACUUAACAUUUAUAGAAUAAUAAAAAAACGUUUAAUUUUACAUAUUUAGCUUUAUUGCCACAUAUUAUCACAUAUUUAAUUUUAUUUUUAAACAUGUUUCAUAUUAAAUGUUCACACAAGUUUCUAAUCAAUUUAACUCAUUGUUAUCAGUAAAAAAAAACAUAUAUGAUAUGUGAAAUUAAAAUAUUAGGUGCAUAACUUAAUUCUCGUCUUUUUUAAUAAAAUAUAUACAUAAACACCUACCCCCAAGCUUAUACCCCGAAAUUUCAUGGGCUAUUUUGCCCAAACUACGAGAGAAAGAUAAUCAUAAUAUUUAUUUAAAAAAUAGAAAAGGAAAUAAAAAAUAUAAUUACACAUUACAAUUUACAUACUUUUGUUACGUGGAUAACGUUCAUUGCGACAGCACAACUGUAAUUUAUUCGACAUUGUGGCAAUUUCUAAUGAACACGUGAAAAAUUUUGCAGGCAGUCAAAAGUAAAAACGUGAUGUGAUAUCCAUAAUAUCAUUAUUUUUAAUAAUAUACGCACAGAAACUAGAGUAAAUAUUUUGAUUAUCUUUAAAAAUAAUUACGAGAACACAUUAUUUAGCAAUUAUUGAAGAAAUUAUAGCCAUUGGCCAUCUUUUCCGUAUGGCCAUUAUACUUUAACUUACCCUAUAGAUGGUCCAUAAAUGUAUGGGCAGGAAUGAUCGCGAACCAAGUAGUAAGUGUUAAUCGUAUAAGUAAUUUUCUUUCGCUGAUAAAUGCAAAUAUUUUUGUCAAUGAUUUUCAGAUCGGUCCAGUGUUUCUCCCGCCGCGUCUAAAUGGCGAGAAUUAUUUGGAUUUUUUUGAAAAUCAAUUACCUGUGCCUUUUGAAGAUGUACCGCUUCAUGUACGAACACAGAUGAUUUUCCAACACUACGGAGCUUCUCCGCAUUUUCGCCGAACAAUUCGCGAUUUUUUACUCUCUAAAUCUGAAUCAGUGGAAAAAUCACUGAUUUAACCAGUGAUUUGUCACAUCACUAACGAAUUAGUGGAAUAUGUCUAAACGCGCUGCGCAAUCAGUGACUAUAUCGUCAUUUACUUAUUUACCAGUGGCUUCUAGGAGACAUGCUUAUGCACGCUCAUUGUCUUAUGCGUCCGGUGCCUUCUUUAUCUAUUUUACUGUUAUUUGAGUGUUACAAAGUGCUGUUGAGAACUUUUAGUAUACAUAUCACAUUAUUGAUAUGAGUGAUAUUAUGAAAUGGUCACCAGGAAAAGUAGCAGAAAAAAUAUUGGAUCUUACACAAAACGAAUUAACUGCUAAUAUUUUUCUAGAACAAUCUAUCAAUGGAGAAGCUCUCUUAGAGCUUUCAGAAUCAGAUUUAAAAGAACUACAAAUUAAACUAGGACCCAGAAAAAUAAUAACAAAGUUUCUUCAUGAAUUAAAAUGUAAAUCAACUGUAAUAUUGGAAAACAUUCCCAUUGAUAAUCUACAUAAAAUUCUACAAGAAGAAAAAAAUGAAGAAAUUAUAAUGUUUGAAAAUACUGCAACAUCAAGUCAACAUUUAUCACAAAAUAUAUUCAAUGAAAUAACCGGUUCUAUUGGCCCAAAUAAAGUACUUUCCACAAAAAAUUUACUAGAAGAUCAUCCCCAACAGUUUUCAUCACAAUCAGAAGCGAAUUUAAAUAUAUUCUCGCGCUAUGGAACUGUGGAGAAAACACUUGAAAAUCAUGAGCAAGGUGUCUCUAUAUUGAAAGCUAUUCGUAAAGGUUCUUUUAAUGAAUCUGAUAGAAAAGCCCUUGUGCGUAUCGUUGUGGCUGAGCUUAUUUUAGCACAAAACAAUUAUUAUCCUCCAGAUAAAGUCAAAGUAUCACUUGCAAGUGCCAUCGUUUCCGAAUUUCCUCUAUUAAAAAAUAAUGUGACAGGAUGUAAUGGUUAUGAACAUUAUUAUGAUCCCAAAACUAGACAAGGAUUCAUCGAAUUUCGAUUGUGGACAGUUCGCACAAAAUUUUCCUCUCAAAAAAAGAAGUAUUCUUCAAUGAAAAGAAAAGCACAAUGCUUGGAGAAAAGUUCCAGUGUUUCAAAUAAUGACGUAGUAGUACUCGACAAACAUGUUUUGGAAGAAAAGAUAUUGUGGAUGAAACAUAAGUUGCCAUCUGAUAGUAACAAAGAAUUAAUCAAGAAAUGUCUCAAGGAAACUUUCUCAAAUAGAAGACAAUGGAUUAUAAGCUCUGGUCCUGUUAUAUCAAAUAUUUUUGAAAAAUAUCCGCGUCUUCUUGAUUAUAAUGGUGAAAUGAUAGAACAAGAUUUUAAUAUUAUUUAUCCAAAUUGUGAAGAUAAUUUCUUGGCCAAAUUCCCUUCCUAUUAUACUACCAAAAUUCUUGGAUAUAUUAUAAAAUAUAGAUCAGAUAUAAUGAAGAAAACCAACAAUCUUCCUGUUAAUGAUGACGCUUUACGAGCUUUGAUUGCACUGACUCUCCUUUUGCCUCCAUCAAAUUCUUUAAAAAAAAUUAAUGCAGACGAUCCAAAAAAUAAGGACAAGAAAUUACAAAAAAGAGAUAAGGAAAACAUUUUAAAUACUAUUACCGAAGUUCCAAAUCCUCAUCUUAUAAAAAUUUUUCCGAAAGGAACCAAUCUUCCCUAUACUGAGCAGAAUUUAAGAACUGAGACGGAUGGCAACGUGCAACCAUAUAUUAUGUGUAUUCUAGGUCAAGAAAAGAACACUUUCUUUGUUCAGGGCGACGAGUGGUUUUUCAUGCUUCCGCAUCGAGCAACUCCAAUUGCAGCAUUUGAUCUCUUAUUUAAAUUGUAUCAAGUGCUGCAUGUUUCAUAUCCACUUUCUCUUUUAAAUUUUUAUAAUUUCAUUGAAAGCUUUAUUUAUCUGAUUAAUGUAAACCCAUCAAAUACUGUUUCUUCGUUACAUAUAAAUAUUUGCAAUGUUGUGGAAGAUGCGGAAGUUGGAGAACCAAGUAGGGAGGUUUAAUAAUAUAUAUAAUAUAUUAAUCUAUUAAUAUAUAUUCUAUUAAUAUUUUUC